This is a messenger RNA of Antrostomus carolinensis (chuck-will's-widow), 285 nucleotides long. Its product is annotated as NADH dehydrogenase [ubiquinone] 1 beta subcomplex subunit 5, mitochondrial. Gene Ontology annotation, cellular component: respiratory chain complex I. NCBI's taxonomy places the organism in Eukaryota, Metazoa, Chordata, Aves, Caprimulgiformes, Caprimulgidae. The record is from RefSeq and is a predicted model, not a curated record.
AUGUUUGACCUUAUCUGGGCACAAUCACCAAAGGGAGAAAAAAUUAAUAUUUUGGUUCAAUUUUCAGCUCCUGUACGACACAGCAGCGACCAUGGGAAGAGGAUGUUUAUUAUCAAGGCAACGAGUUUUUAUGAUACUCGAUUUCUGAACUUGUUGAGAUUCUAUAUAUUUCUGACAGGAAUACCAGUGGCACUGUUCAUAACAUAUGUCAACAUCUUUAUUGGUGAGGCUGAACUUGCAGAGAUUCCCGAAGGUUAUAUUCCAGAGUACUGGGAAUACUACAAA